AUGUCUCAGCCUGGACCUGUUACGAGAAUCCUAGCAGUGAGCGGUAUAACCGCGGCCGUCGCAAUGGCCGGCUAUGCUCUUUACUUCGACCACCAGAGGAGAAACAACCCUGAGUUCAGAAAGAACCUGAAACGCAAAUUAAAGAAACACGCGGAAAUGGAAAAGUUGGAGAAGGAAAAGGCUAAGCAAUUGAAACUUGCGCAAGUUGGGGAAUACUUGACUGCAGAACUUGCGAAGGAUCCUAUUUCUACUGACCCAGAGCAGAGAGAAGUCGUGUUUACGUCCAACGUUGAGCUCGGUGAAAAGUUAGCCAGUGUGCCCGGUAACGAGCUUGAAUCUGCCUUGAAAUUCUACAAGGCUUUGAGCGUGUAUCCUAACCCGGCUGAUUUGCUAGGUAUCUACCAGAGAAGCGUCCCUGAAAGCGUUUACGAAUACAUCGUGUUGAUGAUUGCAAUUCUCCCUCCUGUAAACGUGUCCACUUUUCUCAGCGGUGCACAAGGUGGUGUAGCUUCGGUUGCGCAGGCAGUUGCGGGCCAGGCCGGCCAAUCCGAAGCUGGUGUAACAGAAAUCGACGAAUAA
Molecule: messenger RNA, 579 nt
Organism: Lachancea fermentati
Lineage: Eukaryota; Fungi; Ascomycota; Saccharomycetes; Saccharomycetales; Saccharomycetaceae
Source: the annotation of a GenBank genome assembly